This is a messenger RNA of Sporothrix schenckii 1099-18, 1539 nucleotides long. RefSeq names its product aarF domain-containing kinase. Gene Ontology annotation, cellular component: mitochondrial inner membrane. Lineage: Eukaryota; Fungi; Ascomycota; Sordariomycetes; Ophiostomatales; Ophiostomataceae. The coding region runs from base 1 to 1539 and encodes 512 amino acids. The transcript is spliced from 2 exons. The record is from RefSeq and is a predicted model, not a curated record. Gene Ontology annotation, biological process: lipid homeostasis; mitochondrion organization.
AUGGCAAAGGGCCGCGUGCUAACACAGGCCAGUUACCGAAAGACACUCCGCCAAAAAGACAAGAUCGAGGACGAGGCCGAGCAGUCGGCUAUCAUCAAAGCCUGCCACAAGCGCUGCGCUCUACGGACGCUGCAUGUGCUCGAGAAGAACGGCGGCAUCUUCAUCAAGCUGGGCCAGCACCUUAGCGCCAUGAACUACCUUUUGCCCUCCGAAUGGACGACGACCUUCAUCCCCCUCCAGGACAAGUGCCCUGUCUCGUCCUUUGAAUCGGUCCAGCAAAUGUACCGCGACGACACCGGCACCGAUCUGUGGGACUACUUCUCCGAGUUCUCCGCGGAGCCGAUCGGUGCAGCGUCCCUCGCCCAGGUCCAUGUGGCCACGAUCCGCGCCACGGGCCAGAAGGUCGCCGUCAAGGUGCAGCAUCCCAGCCUGGCGCAGUGGGCGCCGCUCGACAUGGCCCUGACGACGUUUACGUUUUCGACGCUCAAGCGCUUCUUCCCCGAGUACGAUCUGGACUGGCUGUCGUCGGAAAUGGCCCUGUCGCUGCCGCAGGAGCUCGACUUCGCCCUCGAGGGCAAGAACGCCGAGCGCACCAAGGCGCACUUUGCCGCCAUCCCCCAGCUGCCGCUCGUCGUGCCGGACGUCCUCUGGGGCCAGGAGCGCAUCCUCGUCAUGGCGCACGAGGUCGGCCACCGCCUCGACGACCUGGCCUACCUCGACCAGAACGGCAUCGACCGCGACGAGGUGUCCGCGGCGCUCGCGCACAUCUUCAACGAGAUGAUCUUUGGCGACGGUGCGCCGCUGCACUGCGACCCGCACGGCGGCAACCUGGCCGUGCGCGCGCGGCCGCCCGCCGGCAAUGCCGUCGCGCGCUGGCUGCGCCGCCUGCCGUGGCGCAACCACGACAACUUUGACAUUAUCUUGUACGACCACGGCCUGUACCGGGACAUCCCGCUCGCGCUGCGGCGCUCGUAUGCCAAGAUGUGGCUCGCCGUGCUCGACGGCGACAUGGCGCGCAUGCAGCGCUACGCCUACGAGGUGGCCGGCGUCGACGAGGCGUCGUUCCCGCUGUUUGCCUCGGCCAUUACCGGCCGCGACUACCGCGUGCUCGCCUCCGGCUCUAUCAUCCAGCCGCGCACGACGGACGAAAAGGAGCACAUUAGCGGCCAGCUGCAGGACGGCCUGCUGGCCGAGCUCGUGCAGCUUCUCGGCAAGGUGCCGCGCAUCAUUCUGCUGAUUCUCAAAACAAACGACCUGACGCGCAGCCUCGACGACGCCCUGGAGACGAAGCAGGGCCCCAUCCGCUCGUUCCUCAUCAUGGCGCAGUACUGCCUGCGCACCGUGUUUUACGAGCAGGUCGGCGCCAUCCGCGCGCAGCACGGCUCGCUCUGGUGGCCGACGAACCUGGCGCGCCUGCUGGGCGCGUGUCUGCAGUAUCUCAAGGGCGAGGCCAAGCUCGAGGGCAUUGACCUGUGGCUGCGGGCGCGGCGGCUGGCCGGCAUGAAGAACCUGACUGUCGGACCGCCGUCGGUGACGUGA